Hirsutella rhossiliensis is the source of this 1521-nucleotide messenger RNA. Its product is annotated as major facilitator superfamily domain-containing protein. Gene Ontology annotation, molecular function: transmembrane transporter activity. The transcript has 5 exons. Lineage: Eukaryota; Fungi; Ascomycota; Sordariomycetes; Hypocreales; Ophiocordycipitaceae. Bases 1 to 1521 code for a protein of 506 amino acids. The record is from RefSeq and is a predicted model, not a curated record. Gene Ontology annotation, biological process: transmembrane transport.
AUGCCACGCGACGGAGCUCAAGCCGGCGAGCCGAGCUGGAUGUCGCUGCCUCGAAAAGAUCAGCUCGUUAUUCUCUUCCUCUGCCGCCUCGUCGACUUCUUGCAGGUAGCCUCGUUACAGGCCUAUGUCUUCCAUCAAGUAAAAUCCUUUAACGAGUCCGUGUCCGACGUUCGCGCCUCCCAGCAGGUCGGCCUGUUGCAGGGAUGCUUCGCAGGCGCCCAGGUCAUAACGGCCGUCUUAUGGGGCCGUGCAGCGGAUGCGAGCUGGUGCGGCCGCAAGCGCGUGCUCGUCAUCGGCUUGGGCGGCACGGCUCUGUCCUGCUUGGGCUACGCCUUUGCGACGACGCUGCUGUGGGCUGCUUGUUGGAGGGCGUUUGGAGGCGCCACCAACGGCACUGUUGGCAUCAUUCGAACAAUGAUUGGGGAGAUUACAAAAGAUUCAAAACAUCAAUCUCGAGCUUUUCUGAUUCUACCUAUGAGCUUCAACAUCGCCGGCAUCUUCGGUCCAGUGAUGGGGGGUCUACUGGCGGACUCGGUCAAAACCAUGCCGGGACUCUUUGGGGAAUAUGCCCUCUUGGACUGUCAGUGGAUUCGUGAUUACCCAUACGCCCUGCCGAGCCUCAUCAAUUGCAUUUUCCUAACAGUUGUUACCGUUAUUGUGUUCCUUUUUGUGGAAGAGACGUCCAACGCAAGAAGGGGUGAAUUCGACUACGGACUACAAAUAGGGAAGCGUAUCAAACAAGCCGUCUUGCCCGCGACUAAAUCGCAGGACGGAUAUUCUUACAUUCCUGUUCAGGAGGACGAUCAUGGCAUGGAGAAUCUGGAACAACAAGCGGCAACAGCUGCAGAGAUGCCCUCGCCAAGUCGCCACCCGCCCUUUCUGAAACUCUGGACAACCAACGUAUUGUUUACUCUUCUCACUAUCGCUCUGUACGACUGCCACCUCGGUGCCUUUGCCAACAUUUGGCCCCUUGCUCUCUCGACACCCCGAUACUUGCCCUUUAGACCCGAGGAUCAGGGACGCGACCCCGCAAAUUCCUCAACAGGUGGUCUCGGGAUGCCAGCGUCGACAGUGGGGCUUGCCACCUCUCUUCUAGGAAUCUUUGGCCUAUUGCUCCAAGUUACCCUCUACCCUCCUGUUCAAGCAUGGCUUGGCACCAUGCCAUCAUUUCGAUACUUCCUUGUCUUGUUUCCCGUGGCCUACUUGGCCGGCUCAUUUCUGCCCACCUUGCCGUCUUCCAAGGCCCCGCCCGAGCCCGCGGCCGGAGUUUUGGUUUGGAUCGGCAUUGUCCUGGUGCUCGUGCUGCAUGUCAUCGCAAGGACAUUUACAUUGCCAGCAAGCAUCGUGUUGCUCAACAAUUGUAGCCCUCACCCGAGCGUGUUGGGCACCGUCCACGGGCUGGGACAAAGCGUUUCGGCGGGCUUCCGCACCGUCGGGCCUGUAGUCGGGGGAUAUCUAUAUGGAUACGGGCUUGAGAUUGGUUUCGCCGCCUGUGCGAUGUGCAUGCAUGAGGGAGGUUGA